Messenger RNA from Mus caroli (Ryukyu mouse), 731 nucleotides. The record is from RefSeq and is a predicted model, not a curated record. NCBI's taxonomy places the organism in Eukaryota, Metazoa, Chordata, Mammalia, Rodentia, Muridae.
GUGAUGUCUACAGAGCUGGAGGAAGUGGUGAGCAGCAUCCUAAAUGUCAAAAUCCCAGCAAUGUGGAUGGGUAAAUCUUACCCCAGCCUGAAGCCACUCGGCAGCUAUGUGAAUGACUUCCUCGAAAGACUAAAAUUCCUGCAGCAAUGGUAUGAGGUUGGUCCUCCUCCAGUCUUCUGGCUUUCUGGCUUCUUCUUCACACAAGCUUUCCUGACUGGUGCGCAGCAGAACUAUGCGAGAAAAUUCACAAUUCCAAUUGAUCUUCUUGGGUUUGACUAUGAAGUGAUGGAUGACAAGGAAUAUAAAAAUGCUCCAGAGGAUGGUGUUUACAUUCAUGGAUUGUUUUUGGAUGGAGCUUCCUGGAACAGGAAGACCAAGAAACUUGCAGAAUCACGUCCUAAAGUUCUGUAUGACACAGUCCCCGUGAUGUGGCUAAAGCCAUGCAAAAAGUCAAACAUACCCAAACGACCAAGUUAUGUUGCUCCACUGUAUAAGACAAGCGAGAGGAGGGGCACACUCUCCACCACUGGCCACUCCACAAAUUUCGUGAUUGCCAUGAUUCUUCCCUCUGACCACCCCAAGGAACACUGGAUUGGACGGGGUGUGGCAUUGCUGUGUCAACUAAACUCAUAAUCUGAAGGUGGCAUCAUCUCUUGCAACUUCUUGUUAGAUUGAAUAAAACACAUUUUACCGUUUAAAUUUUGCUUUGGCUUAAAUAAACUUAAUGUUCU